This is a messenger RNA of Cygnus olor (mute swan), 3744 nucleotides long. Its product is annotated as transmembrane channel-like protein 2. Gene Ontology annotation, molecular function: mechanosensitive monoatomic ion channel activity. Gene Ontology annotation, cellular component: plasma membrane. The record is from RefSeq and is a predicted model, not a curated record. NCBI's taxonomy places the organism in Eukaryota, Metazoa, Chordata, Aves, Anseriformes, Anatidae. Gene Ontology annotation, biological process: detection of mechanical stimulus involved in sensory perception of sound; vestibular reflex.
AUGCAAAAGACAGAGGCUGUCAUGGGGAAGAAAAAGAAAUGCACAUUACAGGUCAUCAUGGAAGAUGCUGGAAUAGAGAUUGAUGGACAAGUCGAGAGUGACACACAGAGUGAAGAAGAUGAAGGAAAGGAGAAGACAUCUAAGAAACAGCCCCGCAGGGAAACUGUCAGAGCAGGUAGACUUGAAAGAAAAAAGCCACAGAGAGACAAAGAAGAUGAAAGCAAAGAGGAAGAAAAUUGUCCCCAACAAAACAGAGCUUCUAGGAGAAAAAAACACCAAAAGAAAAAUGGUGAUGGAAAAAAGGCAGAAGCAAAAGAGAGAGACAAAAAGGCUUCUACUAAAGAUCAGAAGAAUUCAGAAAAUAAAGAAAAGAAAACAAAUAAAAAACGAAAGGAAGGGGAGAACAAACAGAAGAAAGGCAGGAAAAACAGUACUUCCUCUGAGUCUUCCAACUCAUUUGAUGAGGAAUCACUGUCAGAGGAAGAGCUUGCGAUGCUGAUGGAGCAGGUAGAGCAAAGGAAAAAACUGAUUUCCACCAUGAGGAACAAGCCCUGGCGAAUGGUGAAGAAGCUCUCAGUGCUCAGGGAUGCGCAAGCUUUUGUUGAGAAGUUUGAAGGAGCCCUAGGAAAAGGGAAAGGCAAAAAGCUGUAUGCGUAUAAGAUGAUGAUGGCAAAAAAAUGGGUGAAAUUUAAGAGAGACUUUGACAAUUUUAAAACCCAGUGCAUACCCUGGGAGAUGAAGAUAAAAGAAGUGGAAAGUCACUUUGGCUCCUCAGUUGCUUCCUACUUCAUAUUUCUGCGAUGGAUGUACGGUGUAAAUCUUGUCCUUUUUGGUUUAAUAUUUGGACUGGUUAUAAUUCCAGAGAUCCUGAUGGGAAUGCCAUAUGGGAGCAUGCCAAGAAAAACUGUACCCCGGGCUGAACAAGCAACAGCUAUGGAUUUUUCUGUUCUUUGGGAUUUUGAGGGGUACAUCAAGUACUCAGCACUCUUCUAUGGCUACUACAACAACCAGCGGACCAUUGGCUGGUUGAAAUAUAGGCUACCAAUGGCAUAUUUCAUGGUUGGGAUCAGUGUGUUUGGCUACAGUCUGAUGGUUGUUAUAAGAUCGAUGGCACGCAAUGCCAAUGAGAGUACAGCAGAUGGGGAUGAUGACAACUUCAUUUUCAGCUGGAAAAUGUUCACAAGCUGGGACUACCUCAUUGGCAACCCAGAGACUGCAGACAACAAGUUCGCAUCCAUCACCACCAGCUUCAAGGAAUCUAUCGUGGAUGAGCAAGAAAGCAACAAAGAUGAGAACAUCCACCUGAGGAGGUUCCUGCGGGUCCUGGCCAACGUCCUCAUCAUAUGCUGCUUGUGUGGGAGCGGCUACCUCAUUUACUUUGUGGUGAAACGCUCCCAGACAUUUUCCAAAAUGCAAAAUGUUGGGUGGUAUGAAAGAAAUGAGGUUGAAAUUGUGAUGUCCUUGCUAGGCAUGUUUUGCCCCCCCUUGUUUGAAACCAUCGCUGCACUCGAAAAUUACCAUCCGCGUAUCAGGCUGAAGUGGCAGCUGGGACGCAUCUUUGCCCUCUUCUUGGGGAACCUCUACACAUUCCUGUUGGCCUUGAUGGACGACGUCAAUGAAAAACUGGCUGAAGAAGAUGUUGUGAAGAACAUCACACGCUGGAUGCUGCUUGGCCACCACAACUCAUCCAUGGGGAACAGCAGUGCUGACACCCCACCUCCCCUCGAUCCUGCAGACAUGCCCAGGGGACCCUGCUGGGAGACAACUGUCGGCAUUGAGUUUGUAAGGCUCACAGUGUCUGAUAUCCUGGUGACCUAUGUAACCAUCCUGGUGGGAGAUUUUAUCCGGGCUUGCUUUGUCAGAUUUGUGAAUUACUGUUGGUGCUGGGACCUAGAGGCUGGAUUUCCCUCCUAUGCAGAGUUUGACAUCAGCGGCAAUGUUUUGGGUUUGGUCUUCAACCAAGGAAUGAUUUGGAUGGGAUCCUUUUAUGCACCAGGGCUCGUGGGUAUAAAUGUGCUGCGCUUAUUAACCUCCAUGUAUUUUCAAUGUUGGGCUGUUAUGAGUAGCAAUGUCCCUCAUGAACGAGUAUUCAAAGCAUCCAAGUCUAACAACUUUUACAUGGGACUUUUACUGUUAAUCCUGUUCCUCAGCCUCCUGCCUGUGGCCUACACCAUCAUGUCCUUGCCUCCUUCCUUUGACUGUGGACCAUUCAGUGGAAAGAAAAGGAUGUAUGAAGUCAUUCAAGAGACGAUUGAGCUUGAUUUCCCACUUUUUAUUGCCAAGAUCUUCAGCUACGUGGCAAACCCAGGACUGAUCAUUCCUGCAAUUCUACUCAUGGCCCUUGCUAUCUAUUACCUAAAUGCUGUGUCUGAAGUAUACCAGCGCGCCAACGCAGAGCUGAAGAAGAAAAUGCAAAUGCAACGUGAAGAGGAUAAAAACAAGAGAAACAACAAAAUCAACAAUAAUUCCAUGAUGCAAGAUCUGGAGGAUUUACUUGCACCAAAUACAAAGAGUGAAAUCCACCCCAAACAAGCAGAAGGCAAGAAAUAUGAGUCUCCUAAUCAAGCCGUCCCUUUUGGGAAACAAGGAAACGCAGAAGUCCUGAAUGGCAGCCCCAUGACUACUGGGAGAAGGGCAGUGUUCAUCCCGCCACCACACUUGCUUGUGACACGGCCACCAACACCAGGCAUCUGGGCACCGUACUCUUAUCCUGACAAGGCCCUGGCCAGGGGACACUCACUGGGACUGGUCCCUGGAAGGGGGAGAGGACCUCCAUGGCUACUCACAUGCUGCUUGAUAAGCUCAGCAACAUUGCUCCUAUCUGACAUUAAAAUAGAGUGUUGUGCAUGAACAAGAUUAGUUUUUUGCAAGAAAUGACUACUGUAUGUUGGUCCAUUCAUGAUGAUCUGUAUCUAACCCAACACUGAUUCUAUCCAAAAAAGUUUUUUUUGUUUUGUUUUUGGUUUUUGUUUUUAAAUCUAGAAGUUGCAACACUUUAUUGCUUGUUUUGAUCAUAAAGGGAAUGGGAGAGGGUUGGACUGGAACUUAGUCAUAGCAUUGCUAAAUUACUAUGUAGAAAAUGACCUUGUGACCACUAACAGCUGCAUGGUGAACACACCUUGGUGGAGUGAGCAUCUGUCAGACCGUUUAAAUACUUCUUCAGUUAAUAAAAACAAUAUGAGUUUACCUGUCAGUUCAAUCAAGAUUUUUUGCUGUCCCUACCUGAGGAAUUAAGUAGUCUAUAAAAGUGAGAUAUCCCUUUCCAGCUGCAUGGCAGCCAGUACUGGGGAAUAAAGGUCUCCUAAUAGACCAGCACAGAAGGAGGCUGUCAGCUGUAUUUUGUCCUUCUUGAUAGCUUUCCUCCUGUCUAUGCACUCCAAACUUUCAUCCUUUUGUUUCAGCUCUGUUGUGCAACCACUUUCCUCCGCCAUUUUCUCUGGAUUCUCACUCUGCUCCUCUUUAACAGUCCUGCUCACAGUAGUUCAUUAUUCAAUUCCUAGUAUAUGACUUCUGAUUCAGUAGGAUACCCAGCACAGUUGAGAGACUAAAAUUGCCUGAUUACAUGACAAAGCCCUUCUUUGUCCUCUGGAGCAUGGGCACUUGGUCUCUGCUGCUCCCUCAAGGUCGCUUCCUCUCGGUCACCUCUCUGCCCUUGCUCCAUGUGGGGGUCCCUCCCACAGGAUGACAAUCCUUCCCAAACUGAGCCUACUGGGCUGCCCACAGGCAGCAGUUCUUCAGAACUGC